Molecule: messenger RNA, 4611 nt
Organism: Megachile rotundata (alfalfa leafcutting bee)
Lineage: Eukaryota; Metazoa; Arthropoda; Insecta; Hymenoptera; Megachilidae
Gene: DCX-EMAP
Product: Doublecortin-domain-containing echinoderm-microtubule-associated protein
Biological process (GO): intracellular signal transduction; microtubule cytoskeleton organization
Cellular component (GO): mitotic spindle
Molecular function (GO): microtubule binding
Source: RefSeq, a predicted model, not a curated record
GGCAAAAGGCGUCGGCUGUGUGCCGAUGAUCGUAGCUGAAAAUCAGUCGAGUUUGCGUGCCGGCUCCAGGCUGGGGCAGUACGAGGAGGUAGCGGGUGACGGAAGCGUGGGUGGCGGCAACGAGGCUGGUGGAACUGCAACCACUACCUCGGAGCCAGGUGUAAUGCAAAAAGAGGAGCCAGAGGCGCAAAACGGGAACUCCUCAAAAGAAGCGAACGCAGUAACAGUAACUACACCUAGCGGCGUCGCGACGACGACGUCUACGACACCCGCGACCACGUCUAACACGAUGCCAGGUGGAGGCGCUCGCAGCGACGACGAUGAGGAGGAGGAGGAGGAGGCCGAAGAAGAAGAGGACGACGUGGAGGAAGACGAGGACGUGGAAGUGGAGGGUGGAGCGGCGCAGGAGGCGGUCGGUGGCGGUGUUCUAGUAAACGAGGGUGGGGGUGGAGGCGGCAUGGCCGGCUUCUGGAGGCAGAGCAGACCCUCCAGUCCCCGCAUGCCGCCUCCGGAGCAGCCGGAGCACAGGCCUAAGAGCCGACACGAGCCGGCGCCCGCGAGAUACAACAACCUCGGAUACUGGAGGGCCAGAAGAGUGACAUUCUACAAAAAUGGCGACCCGUAUUUCCCAGGAAUCGAGUUCAGGUUUAAGCCGGGGAGGGACAUCGGCUCCCUGGAGGCACUUCUGGACAGAUUGUCUCUUCGAAUGGACCUGCCCAGAGGAGCACGACACAUCUUCUCGAUGGACGGCGACAGGAAGAUCACUCUUGACGAACUGGAAGACGGUGCCUCGUACGUGGUAUCCAGCUACAAAACGUUCAAGCCGGCCAGCUAUGGAAAGAAGAAUAACACCUGGUACACGAGUCCCACUGGCGCAGGUAGUAGAGGUGGAGCGAGCGUCGGAGGUGGUGUUGGAGGUUGGCAAAGUAGACCACCAGCGGUGGCGAGUCUCAGCAGGAAAGCUUCCAUCACCGACGAAGCACCACCUCCUGGUGGUGGAAAGCCUUCCUCGGGACGUGUCAUACGAAUCGUUAACAACCACGAUCACACCGUGCAGUGCAGAGUGUUGUUGAACCUCCGCACGUCGCAGCCGUUUGAAGAGGUGUUAGAGGAUCUUGGACAAGUGUUGAAGAUGAAUGGGGCCAAAAGGAUGUUCACGGUUUCCGGGCAAGAGGUGAGAAGCUUCUCGCAGCUGAGGAACGAAUUCGCGGACGUGGACACAUUUUACCUAGGAACGGGAUCUGCAAUAGGUAUGGCAGCGGUCACGGCGUCUCCAGCAAGGAGAUCCAGGUCGAGGGGACCACCCACCGUGGUCGAAGACAUCGGUCGACAACGGCGAGCCCGCAGCAAAAGCAGACCUCGCGCCCUGUACGCCCCUGAUUCUGACGUCGUCCGAGUAAACGAUUACAGCGUAGUGGAAGUGUUGAGAGACGAACCUGCCAGAGUGACGAUCAGAGGAUUGAGAAGAUCCUUUUACCCACCUUCCCAUUUACCACCGGUCGACAAUUCGCCGCCGGAUAAGAAGCUGCAGCUGGAAUGGGUUUACGGAUAUCGGGGCACCGAUACCCGAAGAAAUCUUUGGGUCUUGCCUAGUGGAGAACUCUUGUAUUAUGUGGCGGCCGUGGCUGUUCUCUUCGAUAGAGAGGAAAAUGCACAACGGCAUUAUGUGGGGCAUACGGAGGAUAUUACGUGCAUGGAGGUUCACCCAAGCAGAGAGCUCGUGGCAUCCGGGCAAAAAGCUGGUAGACACAGAAAAGCGCAACCACACGUUCGCAUAUGGUCAACAGAAACCUUGCUCACUCUGUAUGUGUUCGGAAUGACUGAGUUCCAGAUGGGAGUCUCCGCCUUGGCGUUUUCGCAGCUGAACGGUGGCAGUUACGUGCUGGCGGUCGAUGCUGGUAGAGAAGCGAUACUCUCGGUAUGGCAAUGGCAAUGGGGCCAUUUGCUGGGUAAAGUGGCGACGAUGCAAGAGGACCUCACAGGAGCCGCCUUCCACCCCCUGGACGACAACCUGCUAAUAACGCACGGUCGAGGGCACCUCACCUUCUGGAAUAGACGGAAAGACGGUUUCUUUGAGAGGACGGACAUCAUCAAACCCCCUUCUCGGACUCACGUGACGAGCAUCCAGUUCGAGCAAGACGGGGACGUCGUGACGGCAGACAGCGACGGUUUCAUCACCGUCUAUUCUGUGGACGCUGACGGAGCAUACUUCGUUCGCAUGGAAUUCGAGGCGCAUAAUAAAGGCAUCAGCUCACUGGUGAUGCUAUCCGAGGGCACGUUGCUCUCCGGAGGAGAAAAAGAUCGCAAGAUCGCCGCUUGGGAUUCGCUUCAGAAUUACAAGCGGAUUACUGACACAAAGUUGCCAGAAGCAGUAGGAGGAGUCCGCAGCAUUUACCCUCAGCGGCCCGGAAGGAACGAUGGAAACAUAUACGUAGGAACCACGAGGAACAACAUAUUGGAGGGUUCUCUUCAAAGAAGGUUCAACCAAGUAGUCUUCGGCCAUGGCAGACAGCUGUGGGGACUGGCGGUGCAUCCUGACGACGAGGUGUUCGCCACGGCGGGUCACGACAAGAACAUUGCUCUGUGGCGGAGACACAAAUUGUUAUGGACAACGCAGGUCGGUUUUGAAUGUAUCUGCAUUGCUUUCCAUCCCUUCGGAGUGGCGCUCGCCGCCGGCUCCUCCGAGGGUCAUCUUCUAGUUUUGGCAGCGGACACCGGUGCGGCUGUAGCUACCCUCAGAGUUUGUGGAUCACCCUUAUCGUGCAUUGGCUACAAUCCAACCGGAGAAAUCGUGGCGAUGGGUUCUCAGAACGGCAGCGUCUAUCUCUUCAGAGUAUCUAGAGACGGAUUCUCCUACAAGAAGAGCAACAAGAUACGUGGGACGCAGCCGCUGGUGCAGCUCGACUGGAGUUCUGACAGCAGAUUCCUUCAGACGGUCACGCAGGACUACGACCUAGUGUUCUGGGACGUGAAGGCGUUGUCGUCAGAGAAAAGUCCGCUGGUCAUGAAGGACGUCAAGUGGUACACCCAUAAUUGCAUGGUCGGCUACAUGGUGUCCGGAAUGUGGAAUAAUCGUUAUUAUCCAUUGACAACGGUGCUGACUACGUCGAGCAGGUCGGCUGCUCACGACAUGUUAGUCAGCGGCGACGCAGAAGGCUACCUGAGACUGUUCAGAUACCCGUGCACCAGUGCAAAAGCGGAGUACGUGGAAGAGAAAGUGUACAGUAGCCUGGUAGCCUGUGCCAGGUUUCUUUACAACGAUCAGAACGUCGUCACUGUCGGUGGGACCGACGCUGCGCUGAUGCUAUGGGAACUCGUAGACGAGUAGACUCCGGGAAAUUCGCCAUAGAUUUUCUUAAUAUUUUUGCAUUUUACCAGAGGUCCAUUUGAUCUCGAUUACUUUGUCAUGGGACUUUUUUUAAUAACGAGUAAACGUAUCGAACGUUUACCAUUUUAUACUGGAUACGUUUCGGUAUUUGUUCGAAAGGAGUGGAAUAUUGUAACGAUUUUUACGGUCGACUUGAUUCGGUUACUUUUUGUCCGACGAGAAAGUAUGGAGUGGAUUUCAUUCCUGUUAUUGGAAACCAUAAUUGCUCGUCACUGAUAACUCAGCGCCCGGCGCACUUGUACCCUUGUGUCAGUGAAUUCAAGGACGAAUAUACAUUUUUAACGUUUUAAAUACAGUUUCGUACGAUCGGUAUCACUCCCUGAAGGUUGUCGCAUAUCAAAUGCAGUUUUCCGAGCACGUUUUGAUUAAUGAACAUUAUUUUUAACGAAGAUGCUGAAGGUUCUGAAGUGGGCCAUUUCAUAUGCAACAACAGUUUCAUAAUCAGGGCGAUCAGUGAUUCAACGAAGGCAAGAUAUGAUCCGUUAUCGAGCUGAUUGUGUCGCGAAAGUUAUCAGAAAUACAGAACAAGGAUCUAUCUUCCCUUCUAUCAAUUGUUUUGCCAUCGUACAGUCGCAUGCAAGUUGACCUUUCUUAAGAAGCUUGUUUUUUACAUUGUAGGAGAUUCUAAAUUUGUAGUCUCUUCAGGUUCUGUCUGGGUCUCUCUGGACUAUUCUAAAGUUUCCCUACUAGGUUUACCCAGAAUUUAGAGGCUCCUUUUGCUUUCAAACCUUCAAACCUAUAAUGGAAGAUGCAUCCAGUUGUAAUUGUAGCUUCAGAGGAAGCAAAACCCUGGAAUGUAAGAUCUCACAUCCGCCCCUCACAGAAAAUCUCACCUCUAAGAGCGGUUAUCUUUGCACGCGACUGUACGCGAUAACCGGUGGCGAUAACGUUAUCAUGCUAUAACGAUACAGUACAUAUUAAAAGUGUAAUGAAAACGAUACACGUAGGCACACGUUACAUGUGUAUCCGUAGAAAUAAUUAAACAAACAAUGUGCGCACGUUCAGGAGCGUGCGAUGGGGCGCUGGCGCCCCUUUGUAGAUCAUAAGUAACAUAUAGGUUUAAAUGAAAUCCAAGAGGACGACGUUUCCAUGUAGCACUCUUGUACGGGAACGACUUGUUCUUUUCUUCAUUGUUUCGAAGAUUUUAAAGAUAAUAUAACGCUGUUGCGGGUCAACGCGCAUCCGUCGAUCCUUCUGUGUUUCACGAUGAUUAUUUCUAGAAG